CACGAAUGGCUGGGGAGAUGAAGAUCUGAUCCUAAAAUAUUUGAAACGUGACAAUGUGGAUAAAACAGCUUUUAGCAAUCAGUUCGAUGUCUGUCCGCAGGUCAGGUUGCCCGGUAGGAAGCCAUGCUUGGAUAUUAAUAGCCAUGUUUCAACUAGCCAUGGAUUUCACCAUCUGUGAAUCUGUAGCCCAAGGCCAAGGGUUUAGGCUCCUGCAAAGGCCUUCUCACUGGCAUAGAUUGUCCCAUAGUCCUCUGUGGAGUUUUAAAAAUGGACAGCAACUGAGGAUUCCUGGCCCUUUUUGGAACCAUGUUUCUUCUCAUCCUGAACGAUCUCAUGGGCAAAUACAAACAUAUCAUUCAAAAAGGCCACACAAAGCCACAGACCAGUUAGCAGGCCUUCUUUAUAAAAGCAUGCAGUCCAAGCAUUCCACUACUGCAAAAUCAGCCCCUUCUGUUGUAGAUGGGAGCAGCAGGAGUACAGACCAGCAGACUCAUUUGAAAAGGGGGAAAAGGCACCUCCGAGGAAGCAAUUUUGAUCACAGAGACAGCAGGCCCACCACGGUGCCUGAAGUAAUUGUAUGGGGCCCAACAGGGGAAGAGGACUCCAUAGAAACCAGUACGUUCCCUGGGAAUUAUGGCACCACCACAACUUCUGCUUUACAAACCAGAACGACUACUGUGGCAACCACCACCACCACUACUUCCACCACUGUACAGUCUAAGGGGUUCCCAGCAUCACCUGUGCCAGGGCUUAACACACACAAGAACAACCCUGGCAGGAUUAGCACAACGGAACCCUACACCAGCCACAAGAGCAAUGGAAAAGAAGCCCGUCCACCUAAGAUAAUGGGAGACACUACAGGUCUGGCAGUCCAUCAGAUCAUCACAAUCACAGUGUCCCUCAUCAUGGUCAUAGCUGCUCUGAUAACAACUCUGGUCUUAAAAAAUUGUUGUGUGCAAAGUGGAAACACACGGCGGAACAGCCACCAACGCAAAAUCAAUCAACAGGAAGAGAGUUGCCAGAACUUGACGGACUUCACUCCAGCCCGUGUGCCCAGUAACCUGGACAUAUUCACAGCCUACAAUGAAACACUCCAGUGCUCCCACGAGUGCGUCAGGACACCAAUGCCAGUGUAUACAGAGGAGAUGUUACACUCGCCCGGUGAUUAUAAAACAACGUUCAAUGGAAACAGACCCUCUUCUUCUGAUCGGCAUCUAAUUCCUGUGGCCUUUGUGUCUGAGAAAUGGUUUGAAAUCUCCUGCUGACUGGCCGAAGUCUGUUUUACUUCCUGGGGGCAGGGCAGACGCCAUGUGUCUAUUUCCUGGAUUCCAUUGGUGAACCUGUAAAAAAAAAAAAGGGUUACCUAUACCUACCAUUUCUGUUUACCAGUAGGAGACUCAAACAGCAGCACUCUAUGUGCCAAAUAUAUUUUUAUAAAAAUGAACACACCUGUAGGAAACUGCAUUUUCAAAGCGCGCAUUUAUGGGAGAAGAGAAAAAAAUGUGCAAGCAAAGAAGCCCAUGAAGAAAGAGGAACUUAAGACGAAAUAAAGAAAAGGACUGAACAUCUGGAGUUUGGGAUAUGGACUGUGAUUCUGAACCUGUGCCAAUAAUACCAUUAUGUGCCAUGUACUGAUCUGAAAGACUUCACAAGAAGCUGAAGCUAAGUGAAUUACACAUAGAAAUAUUAGAGAAAAUCGGGGUGGGGAAUCUCUUCUGAUAGAGUCAGUAUUUCUGGUUAAUAUACAUAUAUACAUAUAGAUAUAAAUAUAUAUAGAUACAAACACACACACACACAAACACAAACACUUUUUGUACUGUAGCAAUUUUUGAAAAUCUUAAAUAUUCAUUUUUAAAAAAUUGUGUCAUGGGUUACAAAUCUGAUUUCUUUAACAUUCUUAGUGUGAACUAAAUAAACUGAUGUUUUCUACUUUGGCAGCUUGCCUUUAAAACAUAUAUAUAUAUAUAUAUAUAUAUAUAUACACACACACACACACAUAUUUGAAAUAAAAUUUCCACUAGGGAACAAAUUAUUUGCCAGGCCCAAUAAACCAUUGCUCAUAGAGGAUUCCCUGAGAAGGUACUGAAACUCUGUUAAAGUGACAGUUCUCCUAUCCAUUGUAGAGUUGCCAGAGUGCUAGCAAGACCCAGAAGGGAUUAUGUUAGACCUAAAGAAGAAACGUAUGGCAAUGGUCAUUUAUAUAAUCAGUUGGUUCUGACAGUUCUCAAAAGAAAGAGAAUGGUUAAUAGUAUUUGGGGCUGUUUUGAAACAAAAGCAGAAUUAAGAUGUGUUUUGAAUACAGUUAAAGUAUAGAUGCCUCUGGGCCAAAUUCACAAAGUACAUUCCAGUUAUUGUGAAAUUUAAAAAAAAUCCCCAAAUUUAAACCACACAGGCAAGUAAUCUGUAGAAGAGCCCAUGAGCACGGCCCUUCAGAUACUUUCAGAUCUUAGCCCAGAAUUCAAGUAACAGCCCUUCUAUGAAAUAGCAAGGAGCUAGAAGUGCAUUCUGUGUUUGGAGGGUAAAUUUAAAACCAGACUUCAUUCCAAAUUCCGGCUGAUACGAUUGAAGUGGCAUGGCUUCUGCUCCAUGUAAACCAUUGUGCGCUGGCCAAGAUUGUUGAUUUUACCACAAAGAAAAUAGCAUGAGGUAAUUUUUGACAAAGACAAAUUCCCCCCUUCCAUUCCUCAGCCCCAGUCACUAGACAUUGCAUCUGUAAAGUCACCAAAGUGAUCAGCUCGCCAUAGCACUUUCUAGUUUAUGGUAAGACAUAUGAGGCUGAGAAGAUACACUGGACUGGACUGCUGAAAAUCUAAAAGCAGAGUCUGAAUGCUGCAUCAGCACCUGUAUCCAUUCAUUAAACAAUAAAUACUGAAGAAGCUUCACAGAAAUGAACAGUUGAAACCAGCAGCAAGGGUUACUCUCACUUUAAGCCAGGUAUAGGUGUUUUAGUGGUUGCCCAGGGAAAUUGAGUGGAGAACAUUUUUUAGCUUUUGGAUUAAUGAAUCAAGAAGGAGCCUAGAAGGAAACCCUGAAAACAACUCUGAGUUUCCUCUGUUUUAUAGUGCCCUGACCCCUAUUUGUAUAUUUAUGGUGUUAUAUCUAGGGGCUGGCCAGGGACAAGUUUUAAACAUUACUCAGUUUGUUGGGAAAUGUAGGAGAAGGUUCCACUGUUGACACUAUUGUAUUUCACUCAUAUCAGUCUCAUCUUAUCAUGGCAAAUUAUGAAUCACCAUAUUACACGAAGCCACUGCAUAGAUGAUGGGUGAAGUAGCGUUUUACAGUCCUUGUUCCCUCGUGGAGCUGCAGAGUACUUCCCAAAACAGGCGGGCAAAUAUUCAGGCUGAUUUUUAAAUACAUUCACUGUGGCUGUGGCUCUGGGUAUGCCUCUUCGGUGUUUGCUUCCUGUGAGCUUGCGACUGAUGGUGUUUUGUUGCCAUAAAGUGAAUUUCUAAGUCAGACGUGAGUACUCUUGGAGACUGAAUUUCAGAUUUCUUUGUGUGAUUAUUCAUGCCAGAAAAGCCUGCACUCUCAUCCUAUCAGAGAAGAAAAACAAUUCUUUGUGACUCCUUCGGCCAAUAACAACUAACCAACAUUGGACCUGAUCUAAAGCCCAUUGAAGUCAGUGGUGUCCUUCUGUUGACUUCCUUGGGCUUAGAUUAUGUCUGUAGCAUGAAUAGCAAAUGCUGAUAAAGAACUACACAGCCAGUAAAAAAGACCUCAAAUUAUUUUGUAUAAUGGAUAAAACUGAAUGAAUGUAUCAGUCUGCUCACAGAGAUUCCGCCAGCAGAAAAGGUGAAGGCAAAUUUCUUGCGAUAAAUUAUGCUUUUGCUUAAUCAGCUCCAGUCUCUUACUUUCUAAUAAUGUAUCACAUGAUCCUUUCAGUGUCCAUUCUCGGGAUAUUCUUUUUUGCUAAGGGUAAUAAACUAUUUUGAACAUGUUGACCUAUGCACUAAAAUUUGCUGUUUUAACCUUUGCAGUAGGAUUGGGCUUCUGAUAAUUGGCAGUAGUGCAGCAGGCGGCGACAUGCUGGAUAGCUAGAUCAAACCCAAAGUUAAGUUUGGCUGUCAUCUUUAAAUACCAGGUGUGGGAACAGCUCCACCCCACUUACAGCUGCUGAUAUCUAUCCAGGGACUGCUUCUACAGAUUGACAGGUGUCCCGUUGUGUGCACACCUUGACAAUAACUGGCGACUCGUCAAGAUAGACUUUAGAAAACAGUUUUCAGAGGCUCCUCCUCUCCUUAAAAUCUGCCCCCCUCCCAUGCCUGAAAGAGGGCAUCCCCCAUUUCACAAAUUGCUUCUCAAAUUCCCAAGGCUUGUAGCUAAUUUUUUUUAGAUAGUGGCAUCUGAAUGAUUUUAGCUGAAGCAUCCACCACAAAUAGUUAAUAUGACCUGACAUGUCUAAAAUACCAAACUUUGCUCUAGUGAUUCUGAUGUAAACCUGGAGUAACCAGUGAAAUAAAUGUCAAUGGAGUUACUCUACAUCAAGGUAAUUGAGAGCAGCUUUUUUAACCCAAAGCCCCUAAGUCCCCUUUCUAAACUGCUCUCUCAACGUUGGGCUUAUCCAGAGCUACAUCUAUAUUUAUACAUUAGGUACUAGACUCAAUUUCUGUAUUACAUUCAACAUUUAAAUUAUUUUAGAAGAGAGUGAAAACACUCCUCAUUAUAUCUAGGUGAUGGUGCACAUUGCACCUGUGAAACAUUAUAACUCAUGCAAUCGCUUGUCUUUCUAUAUUACUUUCUAUCCAUUUUUAAUGCACCUGUGUUUUUCUAAUCUGCUGCUGAUCUCUGGGAGGAAAUCUUCCUUGCCCUGCUCCACCAGAACAUUUAUGGACCUGACUCAAAGCCCUUUGAAGACAUUGGAAAGACUCCCAGUGACUCUGAUGGACUUUGAUUCAUGCCCUACAUUCUUUUUCUCAGAAGACCCAGCCACUCUAGAGCCACUCUGGUGAUAUCUAUGAAAAGUAUAAUAGAAUUUUGUCAAUGUGCAUGAUGUUAUUUUUUUCCAUGUUAAAUUUUAUCUGCCAUUGUGCUGCUCAACAUUUAAUUGUCUACAUCCAGCUUAAGUUUCUCACUGUCCUUCACAGGUUUUAUAAAACAAUUAAUCAGCAAACUUCAUCAACUCGGCCUCCAUUUUCCCUAUGAAUAUUAACCCCCAAAGUAACCUAUUACUAAUCUCUCUCCACUGUGUGCUGCUGUUAUACACUAGCAUUAUGUUUUAUAGAGCACCUAAUCAGUUUUUAUUCCAUGACAAAACUUUUCUCCUGAUACUAUGGUCAUUUAUUGCCUGAGGGCCAAAUUCUGAUCCUCUUAAGUUGAGUAAACACCACUUGACUCCAAUGAGACUACUCACAGUCAGGCACUGUUCAGUGUGAGUUAGGGGAUCAGAAAUUUUCCCCUUAAUAAUAUUUUACGGGUGACUUCAGCAAAAUGUUUCAGAAAAUACAAGUAAAUUGUGCUCCUCUGUGACAUUAUCUGCUAACUAUUUCAAACAACUCCAAGGCUAGACAGACGUGUUAGAUUACAUAUACUUCCCCAAGUACUCUACUUUUGUGAUUAGUUAGACUCUUCUAUUGUAGCAGGGUGAAGUUUGCUGAUCUGUAAUUCCAGGAUCUCCCAGGGCUACUUUUUAAAGAACUUCACCCCUGAGCACCACUGAAGUCCCAUGUAUAGCCUAUUAAGCAGGAUUUAAGUGGUACACAGUCUUUGUUUCCUGUUCUCUAUACAGGGGAGAAUUUCACAUCAAAGGACUGAAGCACCUUCAACAAACUUCCCUUGGAAAUAUAAUGUACGUGUAUUCAGGGCUUUGCGUCCGUCUUUCCAAAACAUUACUGCCAGCGGGGCAGAUCCUGUCUGACCUUUCUCCAGUCACCAGUGGAGUGUUACCCAUGCCACGUAACAGCCUGACGUCUACCUCCUACUAGGGUACGUCUACGCUACCCGCCAGACGUACGGGUAGCGAUCGAUCUAUCAGGGAUCGAUUUAUCGCGUGUAGUGUAGACGCGAUAAAUCAAUCCCUGAUCGCUCUCCCGUCAACUGCUGAACUCCAGCUUGGUGAGAGGUGCGAAGUAAGUAAUUUUAAUUCGAUCUAAGAUACAUCGACUUCAGCUACGCUAUUCUCGUAGCUGAAGUUGCGUAUCUUAGAUCGAUCCCUCCCUCCCCCAUUGUAGACCAGCCCCUACAUUCAAAUUCACUGAGGUGCUAUGCUCAUCCAGUGUGACAUCCCAGACAUAAUGAUGCAAGCACUACAUUCAUGGAGGAGAGGCUGUGAACACACUAGAUUGCUUUAGUAGUGCCGAAAGCUUAAUUAAUAAGCAUAACUGACUACCCUGUUUUGAUUAAUAAUUCUACUAAUCAGCAUUAUUAUUUCUAUAUAUAUAUACGGGCCUCAUUCUCCUCUAGCUCACGCUGGUGUAAAUCAGGAGUGACUCCAUUGGUGUCAGUGGAGUUACACCAGUAAAGCACCUUUAAGUGAGAUGAGACUGAGACCCCCCAGCAUGCACGCCUCAGAGUCCUACCCGAGUCUGUCAGCAUAUCACAACUUCCAUACAACGAGGGUUAAGCAGUCCUUAGCACCACCUAGUGCACUCAACAGACUGUAGAGGCACUGAUCACAAUUAGCGAUAUACCUAAUAAGCAACACUUUUUUUAAGCAAGCAGUUAAACCAAAACUUGCACGAUUAAUGUGAUUUUCGGGUGAUUACUUUGGUGCAAUCUGUUGAUUCAGUAUAUGGGGGCUUUUGUAUUUUACCAGUGUAAACAGUGCAGCCCUCAAAAACUAUCAAAACUCGCCAGCACAGAGUAUAUGAAUUUUCCUUUUUUGUUUUACUUAUAUAGCGUUGACCCUCUUUCAACUAUGAAGACUGUGUUUUGUACCUUUACCCAUUGAUCUUCUAUUUAUUUGUAUCUGUUGGCUGCACUGAGUAGUACUUGUGGGUAUUCCAAUGUAAUCCUAAUGGCAGUUUGACAUCAUAAAAUAUAUUUCAAAUCCCUUAUUCCAAAAUG
This is a messenger RNA of Malaclemys terrapin pileata, 7002 nucleotides long. RefSeq names its product adherens junctions associated protein 1 (gene AJAP1). The coding region runs from base 54 to 1265 and encodes 403 amino acids. Gene Ontology annotation, molecular function: beta-catenin binding. The record is from RefSeq and is a predicted model, not a curated record. Gene Ontology annotation, cellular component: cell-cell contact zone; cytoplasmic side of plasma membrane; plasma membrane. NCBI's taxonomy places the organism in Eukaryota, Metazoa, Chordata, Testudines, Emydidae. The transcript is spliced from 6 exons.